Molecule: messenger RNA, 2366 nt
Organism: Manihot esculenta (cassava)
Lineage: Eukaryota; Viridiplantae; Streptophyta; Magnoliopsida; Malpighiales; Euphorbiaceae
Product: subtilisin-like serine-protease S
Exons: 11
Coding region: 51-2336 (761 amino acids)
Biological process (GO): proteolysis
Molecular function (GO): serine-type endopeptidase activity
Source: RefSeq, a predicted model, not a curated record
AAAACUCACUGACUUUUUAGCCAUUAUCAUUCCUUCUUCCUCUCAAAAAUAUGAGAAUUUAUAAACUUUUCACUCUUCUCCUGUUUACCACAACUCUGUUAGUUCAUGGAGCCAUCAGCAACAAAAAGCAUUAUAUUGUGUACAUGGGAGAAAACUCCCAAUCCCACCUUUCUUCAGAAUCUUUGAGCAAAGCAAAUCAUAAGGUUCUUGCAUCAGUCACCAGAAGUUUCAAAGAAGCACAGGGUGUAACACUUCACCAUUAUACUAAAAGCUUUAGAGGCUUCUCAGCCAUGCUUACACAAGAACAAGCUCAGAAACUUGCAGAAAGCGAUUCGGUUGUUUCUGUGUUUGAGAGUAGAAUGAAUAAGCUGCACACUACACAUUCAUGGGAGUUUCUAGGAGUUAGCUCCCUUCAUCAAUAUAACAACCAAUUGCCUGUGGCCUCAUCCUCUUCGGACAUCAUUAUUGGUGUCAUUGACAGUGGAGUUUGGCCUGAGUCUGAAAGCUUCAAUGACAGAGGGUUAGGCCCUGUGCCUAAGAAAUUCAAGGGAACAUGUGUUCCUGGUGAAAAAUUUUCAUCAGCCAACUGCAACAGAAAAAUCAUUGGAGCUCGAUUCUACUACAAAGGAUUUGAAGCAGAAAAUGGACCUCUUGAAUCAUUUGGGGCUACUUUCUUUCGAUCAGCUCGAGACAGUGAUGGUCACGGAUCCCACACUGCUUCAACUAUAGGUGGCAAUCUGGUGUCUAAUACUAGCUUAUUUGGAAUGGCCACAGGUACUGCAAGAGGUGGCGUACCAAAUGCAAGGCUUGCAAUCUACAAGGCUUGCUGGUUCAAUCUUUGCAGUGAUGCAGAUAUUCUUUCUGCUAUGGAUGAUGCAACUAAUGAUGGAGUUGAUAUCCUCUCCCUUUCUCUUGGUCCUGACCCUCCUCAGCCUACUUACUUUGAGGAUGCUAUUUCUAUUGGAGCUUUCCAUGCAUUCAGAAAUGGGGUAGUUGUUUCUUGCUCAGGAGGGAACUCAUUUUUCCCAAGAACUGCAACCAAUGUUGCUCCUUGGAUCAUCACUGUUGCAGCUAGCUCUCUGGACAGAGAAUUCAACUCUAACAUAUAUCUUGGAAAUUCAAUUGUUCUCAAGGGUUUUUCUUUAAACCCUCUGAAGAUGGAAACCUCUUAUGGGUUAAUCUCUGGAAGUGAUGCAGCUGCACCUGGAAUUCCAGCUAAGAAUGCAAGCUUUUGCAAGAACAAUACUCUAGACAACACCAAGAUUAAGGGGAAGAUUGUGGUCUGCACAACUGAGGUUGUUAAGGAUAACAGAAGAGAGAAAGCCUUAACUAUACAACAAGGUGGUGGUGUCGGAAUGAUACUGAUUGAUCCAUUGAUUAAAGAAGUUGGUUUUCAGUUUGUAAUCCCGGCCACUUUAAUCGGACAAGAAGAAGCACAACAGCUCCAAGCAUACAUGAACACAGACAAGUACCCUACUGCAAGGAUUGCCCCAACAGUAACAGUCCUGAACACUAAACCUGCUCCAGAAAUGACUGUGUUUUCUUCCCGGGGACCAAACAUUGUAACUCCAGAUAUUAUUAAGCCGGAUGUUACAGCUCCAGGUCUGAAUAUUUUAGCAGCAUGGUCUCCAGUAGCAGCUGAUGCCACAGGUGGACGUUCAGUAAACUAUAACAUAAUCUCUGGAACCUCUAUGUCUUGUCCCCAUGUUGCUGCAGUUGCUGCAAUCUUAAAAUCUCACCAACCUUCUUGGAGUCCAGCAGCAAUAAAGUCUGCAAUAAUGACAACAGCUACAGUCAUGGAUAACACUGGAGAAGUGAUCAAAAGGGAUCCGAGUGGCACCCCGACAACACCAUUUGACUAUGGAUCUGGACACAUAAAUCCAAUAUCAGCUCUAAAUCCUGGGCUAGUUUAUGACUUCAGUUCCUAUGAUGUAAUAGAUUUCCUCUGCAGCACUAGUGCAAGCCCUGCACAAUUAAAAAACCUGACAGGACAACCAACUUAUUGUCAGAAUCCUACAACUCAAUCCUAUGAUUUCAACUAUCCUUCAAUUGGAGUUUCCAACAUGCAUGGAAGUGUAUCAGUUCAUAGAACAGUUACUUAUUAUGGUGAAGGGCCAAGUGUUUACACUGCUGAAGUAGAUUAUCCUGAUGGUGUCGAAGUUAGAGUUACACCGUCUGCACUCAAGUUUACAAGGGCAGGAGAGAAAAUGUCUUUCAGGAUAGAUUUUAAACCUUUCAAGACAAGUAAUGGGAAUUUUGUAUUUGGGCUUUUGGUAUGGAGCAAUGGUGUCCAUAAAGUUAGGAGUCCCAUUGGCCUCAAUGUGCUUUCUCUGUAGAAAAAAUUUGAUUCGUUUUUAAUUAUUAUU